Molecule: messenger RNA, 677 nt
Organism: Moneuplotes crassus
Lineage: Eukaryota; Ciliophora; Spirotrichea; Euplotida; Euplotidae
Source: the annotation of a GenBank genome assembly
UGGGUUGAACAUUGAAACUGAAUAUAGAUCGAUCUUAACGAAACCCAUCUUCAAAAAUCACAAGAAGAGAAGACUCCAAACAGCUUAAUGCCUGAAAUUCCGCAAUCGAGGAACAUUAUCCAAGAUGCGUUCACAAUGGUCAAAAUGAAAGAAUUUGCAGAGAAAAGAAAGUUUUGAUCAACAGAGAGAAACAGACUAGCUCUCAAGCUAAGUAGAACGAUUAGCCAUGCAAACACUCCUGAGAAGUCUCAAAGAAAGGGCUUAAAAUAACUCUCAAAAUAUGUUAAAACUGCCAAAAUCACCCAAGAAGUUCCACUUCUCUUUUAGCAGGAGUAAAUCUCCUAAAAGGAAGAAAAUAGUAAAAACCCAGAAGCGCGAAUCAAGGAAUUUGAGGCUGAAUAAAGUCACAAACUUCACAGAUUUAUCCCAAGACCCUUGCCUGAUUUGCUUGAAGAUCCCAAGCGGCAGGGUAAAGAAGAAGUCAUUUAAGAAUGGCAUGAGUAAGCAAGGGGUGAACCCCCUUGCUCAUCUGUCUCCAGUCAAAGAUGUAAGUACCUUCUUAAGCCCUCCUUGAGAGUUUAUUGAUCUUCAAGUGCUGACUCAAUGUAGGGUGAGUCAUGGAGUAACCUAAGUUAUCUAUAAAUCAACCAAAAAGGACUCAAAAGUGUUUACUAAUC